Messenger RNA from Chironomus riparius, 816 nucleotides. The record is from the annotation of a GenBank genome assembly. NCBI's taxonomy places the organism in Eukaryota, Metazoa, Arthropoda, Insecta, Diptera, Chironomidae.
AUGAAAAGUGUAAAAAAUUUCAUAAUCCUUGCAUCAAUAAGUGCUGUAUAUUGCGGUGGACCGUCACCUUGCGAACCAUUUGCCAGUAAUUUUCAGGCAUUUGAACAAGCUUGGUUUAAUCUUGUGGAUCAAUAUCAAGAUACCAUUUUAAGCGCUUCAUCAGCAUAUCCUGUCUUCACACCAGCUCUCGUCGAUAUUUUUAAAUGUCAAACAAACUCAGCAUUUCGAUUCGUUGGUGAUGUAAUUAGUCAUUUUUCUGGAGUUGAUCGAGUUUAUGUAGCUGAAACUUUAAAUGGUAAUUUAUCAUCUGAAUCUGAAACACCAAUUGGAUGCAUUUCUAAUGAUAUAGUUAACAUGAAGCAGUACAUUUGGAGCAUAAAUGUAAAUGCGGAACAUCUUUUGGAGAAUUCAGUACAGCCUGAAACAACUCCAAACACCUGUGCUGAAUUAAAAUCAAGAUUUAAACAAAUUAAAGAAAUUGGCGUCAAUGUCAGUAAACAAAUGGGAGUGUCCUUGAAUGGUUACAGAAUAGUUUUUCAAUCACUUGGUAUAGAUGACUAUUUAUGGAUGAAUAAUUUGAUGUCACAAAUACCAUGUUUACACAAAUCUGUUGGCAUCGCAUUAGGUUCUCUAUUAAAUAGUGAUGGCAGUGUUGUUACUCAAUAUUUGACUGGUGAAACUACUGUCCUUCCUUAUCCUUUCAGCUGUAUUGAAAGUGAAUUGAGUUUUAUAAAAAAUAACUUAAAUCGAAGACUUUCUGAGCUUUAUUAUGGAACUAUAGAUUCAUUUGAUUUUAAAUUUGGUAAAAUAGAUUAA